Messenger RNA from Candidula unifasciata, 650 nucleotides. NCBI's taxonomy places the organism in Eukaryota, Metazoa, Mollusca, Gastropoda, Stylommatophora, Geomitridae. The record is from the annotation of a GenBank genome assembly.
GCCACACAAAGACGGGAGCAAGCCAUACAGAUUGACCCCCAACAAACCUGUGAUGAAGGCAGCAGCAAUGAGGGCUGCAGUGCCCACCCAGUCUGUGAGACCCACUACCAGGAAACAGAAGGAGUACAGUCUGAAGGCAUACUACCCAAGUAAGUUGGAUGGCAUGGAGUUAAAGAUCCUGGAGCAGCCAGAACCACAGCAUCGUGCCCGCUACCAGACAGAAGGCAGCAGGGGGGCCAUCAAAGAUGCCAGCCAGCAAGGGUUCCCUGUCAUCAAGCUGUAUGGCUACAACAAGCCGGCCAAGCUGCAAGUAUUUAUUGGAGACGAGUGUGGCCGGGUAAAACCUCAUGGCUUCUACCAGGCCUGCCGUGUGUUUGGCAAGAACUCCACAGCUUGUGUGGAGCAGGAGAUAGAGGAUACGACUGUCAUUGAGAUUGCAGUGCUGCCAGAGAAUGACAUGACUGUCAAGCUGGACUGUGUUGGGAUCUUGAAGCUGAGAAAUGCAGAUGUGGAGCGCCGAAUCGGCCCCAAACGAGCAAGGGAGAAGAAGAAGGCAAACACUCGGGCUCGGCUGGUGAUGAGAUGUCUGGUGGACAAGUCUGACGGCAACCAGCAAAUUCUGCAAGCUGUCUCCAACCCUAUAGUCUGCA